Messenger RNA from Menidia menidia (Atlantic silverside), 1306 nucleotides. Lineage: Eukaryota; Metazoa; Chordata; Actinopteri; Atheriniformes; Atherinopsidae. The record is from the annotation of a GenBank genome assembly.
UUUGAAGAUAAAAAUAAAAACAGGUUUCGCACUUUUUUUAACCCUCUGGUAGAUCAGCCUCUACCCUGUCGCUUCUCUUACGUCAUCAGAGUGAGACAUGUUUACAGAAGGAUGUCACGUUUUCUUCAUUGUGAAAGUUACUUUUAGGCAGUUUCCCUGAUACUCAAACAGGAUGACUAUGGACAUAACUUUCCUGGGGACCGGGUCUGCGUACCCGUCUCCUCACCGCGGCGCGUCGGCUCUGGUGCUGCGGACGGACGGAGAAUGUUGGCUGUUCGACUGCGGAGAGGGAACCCAGACCCAGCUAAUGAGGAGCCAGCUCAGAGCCGGUCGAAUCACUAAGGUCUUCAUUUCCCACUUACAUGGAGAUCACCUGUUUGGUUUGCCCGGUCUCCUCUGCACUGUGAGUCUCAACACCAACGCAGACCCCCAGCAGAAUCUGAACUGCGUGGACAUCUACGGGCCCCGGGGCCUUCGACACUUUCUCAGGGUGACUCUCGGCCUUACAGGAUCUCAGCUGCUUUUCCCAUACGCAGGCAGGUCCCAACAGCCUUUCAUGAGCUGGAGCCCACUCCUGACCAGUGUCCAGAAGAGGGACGGCUCAGUUUGGAGGUUGAUGACAGCAGAGAGUGGUCCUCUGCACCAGCAGGAGCAGCCGGGCAGGACCAUCUCUCUGGACGCGUCCACUGACUGUUAUCACCUCUUUGAGGACAAGAAGUUUGCCGUGAAGGCCUUCAGGCUCUUCCAUCGCAUCCCUUCCUUUGGUUUUUGCGUUCAGGAGCACGAACGGCCCGGGAGACUGAAAACAGAACUACUUAAGGAACUAGGUCUGAAACCAGGACCCCUCUAUGGGCGGCUUAAGGCCGGGGAGCCGGUCACUCUGGAGAGCGGGCGCGUGGUCCGGCCCGGGGAGGUGCUGGAAGAGGCUGUUCCGGGGAGGAAGGUCUGCGUCUUCGGGGACUGCAGCGCGGCGCUCGGGGAGGGGGCGCUGAGGCUGUGCCGCGGCGCCGACGUGCUGGUGCACGAGGCCACGCUGGGGGACGAGCACCGGGAGAAGGCGCUGGAGCACGGGCACAGCACGCCGGGCAUGGCGGCGGCGGUGGCGCGGGCCUGCCGGGCGCACAGGCUGGUCCUGCACCACUUCAGCCAGCGCUACAAGCCCCGCCCCCCGCAGACGGACGGGGACGGGGACGGCGUGGACGAGCUCAGGAGGCAGGCCGAGCGCGCCCUGCAGAACACCGGAGCAGAGGUCACUCUGGCCGAGGACCUGAUGACCCUGUCCAUCCCUCUGAAACGACCAAGCUAA